AUGACCAUCGUUCUCACCCCGUACUGGUCCAAUGGUGUCCAAAAGCUCAAGGUUGCUCCCCAACCCCCAGCAGCCCCCAAGCGCGGCCUUAUUCCUGCAGCCUUCGACCGCGACGUGCAUACUGAGCGCUGCCUCCUCCAACUCCGUUCCAAGGACAAGGGCAUCGAGAAAUACAUCUACCUCUCUUACCUCAAGAAUGAGGACCCUGCGAUGUUCUACAAGCUCUGUCUCGAGCACAUGGCCGAGAUUACCCCUCUCAUCUACACGCCCACCGUUGGUGACGCCUGUGUGAAUUUCUCCCACAUCUUCAGACGCCCCGAGGGUCUCUAUGUUUCUAUCAAGGACAAGGGGAAAAUUAGGGAUGUCUUGCAGAACUGGCCAAGAAUCGACGAGGCUCGUAUCAGCGUCGUCACUGACGGCUCGCGUAUUCUCGGUUUGGGAGACCUUGGUGUGAAUGGGAUGGGCAUUUCUAUCGGAAAGCUUUCGCUCUACGUUGCUGGGGCUGGCAUCCGACCGGAGUCUACCAUUCCUAUCUGCCUUGACCUAGGCACGAACACCCAGAGGUACCUGGACGACCCCCUCUACCUCGGCCUCCGCCAAAAGCGCGUCUCCGACCCCGAGAUGGAGGCCUUCAUGGACGAGUUCAUGCACGAAAUGACCGCCACCUUCCCCAAGCUCAUGAUCCAAUUCGAGGACUUCUCGACCGACAAUGCAUUCAAGUACCUCGAGCGGUACCGCAAGCAGUACCCCGUGUUCAACGACGAUAUUCAGGGCACCGGCGCCGUCGUUCUCAGCGGCUUCCUGAACGCCGCCAAGCUCGCCUCCGCCGCGUCUGGCAAGCCUCUCUCUACUCACCGUAUCCUCUUCUUCGGUGCCGGCUCUGCAGGCGUCGGUGUCGCCUCGCAGCUGAUGAGCUUCUUCACGUUGCAGGGCCUGUCCCAGGAAGAGGCUCGCCGCUCGAUCUGGCUCGUCGACUCGCAGGGUCUGGUGUAUAACGCCCGUGGCCGCUUGGCUGAACACAAGAAAUACUUCUCCCGCAAUGACUAUCAAGGCCCGCCCAUGACCAGCCUGCUGGAUAUCAUUGACUAUGUCAGGCCGACUGCUCUCCUCGGUCUCUCCACCAUCACCAAUGCUUUUACCACCGAAGUCAUCGAGGCUAUGGCGCUGAUCAACCCCCGUCCUAUCCUCUUCCCGCUCUCCAACCCCGUCAAGCUCUCCGAGUGCUCCUUCGCCGCUGCUGUCGAGCACACGCGUGGCCAGGUCCUCUUCGCGUCCGGCUCGCCGUUCCCUGAGCAGGAGUACCAGGGCAAGACGCUCUACCCCGGCCAAGGGAACAACAUGUACAUCUUCCCCGGCUUGGGCCUAGCCGCCAUCCUCGCCCGCGUGUCCCAAGUGACAGAUACGAUGGUCGAGGCGUCGUCCCUUGGCCUGGCGAACUCGUUGACGGAUGAGGAGCGCUCUUUGGGUCUGCUUUACCCCCAGGUCAACAGGAUUCGCGAAAUCAGCGCAUUCAUCGCCAAGGAGGUUAUCCGUGCUGCACAGAAAUCUGGUGUUGACCGGUCGCCUGAUCUCCGCAACAAGAGCGAUGCUGAGCUCAUCUCGUUCAUCAACCAGAAGAUGUGGAAGCCAUGA
This is a messenger RNA of Cyclocybe aegerita, 1632 nucleotides long. The record is from the annotation of a GenBank genome assembly. NCBI's taxonomy places the organism in Eukaryota, Fungi, Basidiomycota, Agaricomycetes, Agaricales, Hemipholiotaceae.